Messenger RNA from Aspergillus saccharolyticus JOP 1030-1, 3697 nucleotides. RefSeq names its product cation-translocating P-type ATPase. The record is from RefSeq and is a predicted model, not a curated record. The coding region runs from base 158 to 3460 and encodes 1100 amino acids. Gene Ontology annotation, biological process: sodium ion export across plasma membrane; proton transmembrane transport; potassium ion import across plasma membrane. Lineage: Eukaryota; Fungi; Ascomycota; Eurotiomycetes; Eurotiales; Aspergillaceae. Gene Ontology annotation, molecular function: P-type sodium:potassium-exchanging transporter activity; ATP binding; ATP hydrolysis activity. The transcript has a single exon. Gene Ontology annotation, cellular component: membrane.
UACUGCAAGUCUUCACCCACAAACUUACUCCCACCAUGUCCGUUCUCUCAAUCCUUUCCUUGGACCAACUGUUAGGAGGUUCUCCACGUGGAGCGGAAGAAUAUAUACUCUCUGCGUCUGACAGCGCCUCCUUGCCCUGCCUUCCUCUAGACCCGUCAUGUCACAUUCCACGGCAGAGGCCGGACUGGAGGAGAAGUGUCGAAACUCCACGGACUCAGGAUUGGACCCUGGUGGUGAACACGAAAUCCCCGAGAGAGCAAGCCGAUUUGCCCAGUCAGCGUCUAUCAACUUCGACCAACCACACUCCUCCACGACCAGGCGAUCGAUCUACCAUGCGACGCGGUCUCGAAGUCGGGAUACGAUACGCAGUGCUCGCAGCAUCUCCCAGUCGUCGCCAGCCGCUGGUGUUCCCAUCGAAUUCCGGACCCUUUCCUUUCAGAUCUCCGAGUCCCAAGCCGCCCCCCAGGAGAUUGCCAAAAACCGUAGCAGGGAGAAGACAACGCCUGAUCAAGACUACUUCGAAAGCCUUGACUUCCAUCAAUUGUCUGUCGAAAGGCUAUGCCAACAGUUCAAUGUCGAUCUCAACCAAGGGCUGAGUGCCAGUGCAGCACAGACUCGGCUGCAGAGGGACGGUAAAAACACCGUCGCUCAUUACCACGAGAAUUAUCUGAAGAAAAUUUUCUGGUAUGUGUUCGGUGGCUUUUGCUCGGUGCUAUGGAUAGGGGUGAUCAUUUUCUUCCUCUGCUGGCGCCCCUUGAGCAAUCCUCCCUCCGUGACCAACCUGGCCAUGGCCAUCCUCGUCAUCAUAGUUAUCGCUCUGCAAGCUUCCUUUUCCGCCUUUCAAGAUUGGUCUACAUCGCGCGUGAUGAACUCCAUCCUGGGUCUGUUGCCGUCAGAAGCGCUGGUCAUGCGUGAUGGUAGUCUCAUCCGUGUACCGGCCACAGACCUGGUUGCUGGGGACCUCGUUCACAUCUCCAUCGGCAACAAAGUCCCGGCCGAUAUGCGUCUCAUCCGCAGCUCCGGGGAUGUUCGAUUCGACCGCUCCAUCUUGACCGGGGAAUCCGAUGAGGUCGAAGGGGCCACCGAUGCGACGGACCAGAACUUCCUCGAGACACGGAACAUCGCGCUGAUGGGAACGAGUGUUACCAAUGGAAAUGCUGUCGGCGUGGUUGUCCUGACUGGCAAUCGAUCUGUCAUGGGCCGUCUGGCUUCCAUCACUGCCAACGUCAAAGAGAAGCCGACCCUGAUUCAACAAGAGAUCACUCGCUUCGUGCGAAUCAUCGUCGUCUUGACUGUGAUUCUGGCUGCUGCGAUUCUACUCACCUGGGUGGGGUGGCUUCGUGUGGAUCAUCCCGACUUCAUGAAUGUGGUGGAAAUGCUGAACGAUGUUAUGGGAUGCGUGGUGGCAUUCAUUCCUGAGGGCAUGCCGGUGGGCGUGGCUCUGACCCUCAUGAUUGUGGCCAAGCGCAUGAAGGCAAACAACAUUCUUCCCAAGGGACUGGCCACAGUGGAGACUCUGGGCUGUGUCAAUGUCAUCUGCUCGGACAAAACGGGGACGCUCACCCAGAAUAAGAUGUUUGUCCAAUCAUUAGGUCUGGUGGACCAGGAAAUCGACCUGGAGGCUUUAGUGAGCGGCCAAGAGAAGGCUGUUCCGCCUCCAGUCGUUCUGGAGCCGCUGAUUCAGGGCUCAGCGUUGUGCAAUGACGCCUUUUUCGCGUCGGAGACGAAGCAUCUGCCAGUCAAUGAGCGGACGGUCAAUGGAAAUGCGACAGACGCGGCGGUUCUGCGAUGGGUUGAGACCCUGCGUCCCAACAGCAAGAGCGGGCUGCACGAAUAUGAACGCAUCCAUCAAAUCCCUUUCAAUUCCAAGAACAAGUGGAUGCUGACCGUGCACAAAACUCCACACUCUUCUCCGCGCAGUUGCCUGGUGUAUGUCAAAGGAGCUCCAGACGUUUUGCUGCCGCAUUGCACAUCGUACCUCUCUCGAGACGGUCUUCUCAAGCCCAUGGAUGCUGCGGCAAGAGAGUCUUUCUCGGCAUUUCAGCAGAAGCUGUCCCGGCGUGCCCAGCGCGUCAUCGUUCUAUGUCAGAAGAAUUACACUCCCUCGGCGGCAGUUGGGACCAACGAGUUUAAUGACGAGAUGCUCAGCAACGGGGUGCAAGGGUUGACCAUUGCUGGCAUCUUUGGAAUCAUUGAUCCGGCUCGCCCCGAGAUACAAGCUACGGUCGCUGCUUGCCGUCGUGCUGGCAUUCGUUUCUUUAUGGUGACCGGUGAUUUUGGACUCACCGCGGCUGCCAUUGCACGCGAUAUCGGCAUCUUCACCGGUACACAGGAGGCAGAUACCGUCUCGGAUCUCCACGACCAGGACCAAGAGCUACGCUCAAGACGCAGUCUGCUGGUGGAGGGAUCCCAGAUUCCGGGUCUGAACGCAGCUCAAUGGGAUGCUGUCUGCCAAUACGAGGAGAUUGUCUUUGCCCGCACCACUCCUGAGCAGAAAUUGCGGAUUGUGGAGGAGUUGAAGGCGCGCGACAGUGUGGUGGCUGUGACGGGCGACGGAGUCAACGAUGCCCCAGCCCUAAGAGCCGCCGAUGUUGGGAUCGCCGUCGUCUCCGGCAGCGAUGUCGCCAUUGAAGCCGCGGAUCUCGUCCUUCUGGAUCAAUUUGACUCCAUUAUCGACGCCAUCCGCUUGGGUCGUCUAGUCUUUCAGAACUUACAGAAGGUGAUUGCCUACUUGUUACCGGCUGGCAGCUGGUCGGAGAUCUGGCCGGUGAUCAUGAACGUCUUCUUCGGGGUGCCCCUGCCCCUCAGCUCAUUCCUCAUGAUCAUCAUCUGCGUCUUCACCGAUCUGUUUCUGUCGCUGUCGUUAAUCAUGGAAAAGGAAGAGUUUGACCUUCUGAGCCUUCCGCCGCGCAACCACAAGACGGACCAUCUGAUCAACCUCAAGAUCUAUGGGCAGUCGUAUUUGUUCAUCGGGGUGAUCGAGGCCGUCUGUGCGCAUGCCAUGUUCUUCUUUUACAUGUAUCAAAAGGCAGGUAUCCCGUUCCAUGCCCUGGUCUUCGCGUUUGGGAAGUACUCGGAUGGCUUCUACGGCUACACCGAGGCCGAGUUGACGCACUUCAACGCGGUCGGCCAGAGCGUGUAUUUCGUCUCACUGGUGAUCAUGCAAUGGGGCAACAUUCUCUCGGUGCGGAACAAGCGCCUGUCGAUCCUGCAAGCUGAUCCGAUCCGCAAGAAGCAGCGGAAUCUGUGGCUUCCGUUGGCGAUGCUGGUGUCGUUGGCGAUUGCCAUCUUCGUGACCGAAGAACCCGGAUUGCAGUCGUUGUUCAGCACCGCGUCGGUUCCUCUGGAAUUUUGGUUUCUUCCGUUGGGACUGGCAGCGGGAGUGUUGAUGAUGGACGAGAUCCGCAAGGUGGUGGUGCGCAUGUUUCCACGGAGUCUUGUCGCAAAGGUUGCCUGGUGACGAGGGGGGGAGAGCGGCCCGUCAAUGAUGAAAAUGUAUAUACCAGCUGUGAGGCUCCUCGUAUUGCGUCCCUGGUAGCAAUUAUGAACCGUCCGUUUCCGGCGAUGAAAUGGACUUUUUGCCACCCUCGAGAUCACCUCCCAACCAAGGGACAGCCCUAACUGCUGACUGCUUCCCACCGCACUGGACCAAUGUCUUUACCACACAAUGCAUUGAUAGAACGGAAUCCAGGCCCAA